GAACUAAAAUGCGCUCUUCUAAUUGUUGUCUGCUGGGGAGGCGUUUCUUCCCAGUAAACGAUUUUAGCUCAAGAAAAGCCACCGCAUGACACGUAACAGUACGUUGAGUGAGUUGUUAUUGUUGCUGUUACCGUUGGCGUCCUCUCUUUGCGUGCCAUUUGCUCAAUUUCAAUUCUUUUCCGCCCUCUAACGAACAAUUUCGGGAAAAUCAGAAAAACCGACGUCGAGGACAGCAAAAUCUUGAAUAGGGUCCCGUUAAUUCGUUCUCCAGUUUAGUGCUCACUUAAUUUUUGACGAAAAGCUGCAAAGGUACUUAGUUCUAGCUUGUUGAGGGGCUUGAUCCCAAGAAUGGAUCAAGAUGAGAAAUUCUCACUUCAAGGAAAGCAGGAGAAAUUACCCAAGAAUGGAGUUUUGGGGAUGAUUGUUAGCCCAUUUAAGUGGGUGAAAAAGCUGAGUGAUGAGUUGCACUGGAGCUUUGUGUUGGGAGUAGUGAUUGUGUAUGGAAUCAACCAGGGGCUCUGCUUGGGGUUGAGCAAAAUCAGCACGCAGUAUUAUAUGAAAGAUGAGCAGAAAUUACAGCCCUCUGAAGCUCAGGUCUACCAUGGAAUGAUUAUGAUACCUUGGAUUGUCAAGCCUUUGUGGGGUCUUCUUACAGAUACAGUUCCCAUUGCUGGACGGAGAAGGAGGCCGUACUUCAUCCUUGCUGGCAUAAUUGGUGCCGUCUCCAUGAUUACACUAUCACUGGAAAACAACAUAUACCUUGGAUUUGCUUUGUUACUCCUGGUAUGUGGAAGUGCUGGUGCUGCAGUAGCUGAUGUGACUAUUGAUGCCUGUGUGACUGAGAACAGUAUAGGUCAUCCUUCUCUCGCUGGAGAGAUGCAGAGCUUGUGUGGAUUGUGCUCUUCUGUUGGACAAUUAAUUGGAUACACAAUUAGCGGCUUUCUUGUUCAUCUGAUUGGAUCAAAGGGUGUGUUUGGAGUCCUUAGCAUUCCAUCUGGACUGGUGAUUUUGGUUGGAAUGACAAUUCAAGAGCCCUUGAUCCGGAACUGUUCAUAUAAGCGAGUCAGUCAGAAAUUUCUGGAUGCUGGUAAGGCUAUGUGGAUGGCUCUCAAAUGCCCCGUUGUUUGGAGACCAUGUUUGUACAUGUACCUAUCAUUAUCAGUGAGCCUGCACAUACACGAGGGAAUGUUUUAUUGGUACACAGAUGCAAAAAAUGGCCCCUCUUUCUCAAAGGAGGCAGUGGGAUCAAUAUCAGCUCUUGGUGCAGUUGGCUCUCUUUUAGGCGUUCUCCUCUAUCAAAAUGCUUUUAGAAGUCACCCUUUCCGACGUGUGCUUUUCUGGGCACAGUUGCUGUAUGGUGCGUCAGGAAUGCUGGAUCUGAUACUGGUUUUGCGUAUAAACUUGUUAUUUGGGGUGCCAGAUUACGCACUUGUCGUGUUUGAUGCAGCCGUCUCUCACAUGAUUGGGCGCCUCAAAUGGUUGCCUCUUCUUGUACUCAGUUCAAAGCUUUGUCCUUCUGGUAUAGAAGGCACAUUCUUCGCAUUGCUUAUGUCGAUUGAUCACGUGGGUUCCUUCACUGCAUCUUGGGCCGGAGGCUUGUUGCUCCACACUUUAAAUGUAACAAGGACAACUUUUGAUAACCUUUGGUUGGCCAUAUCAAUAAGGAGUCUUUUCCGAGUUCUUCCAAUCGGGAUUCUGUUCCUGAUUCCUAGUAGUGAUCCCAAUGUGUUGAUCCUUCCAACUGAGAUGUUGAGAACAAAGAAGGAUAACAACACAACAGAUCCUAUUAAUAUGGAAAUGGCCCCCCUUGUCAACAGGAUCGAUCAUACUUCAUUAGACUCAUGAAAUGGGAGAAGACCUGGAAAAUCCAGUAUGAAUCGAGGCAUGUUGCUCGAUUUUCUUGAAAUUUCAAUUGGUUAUCUUUCGUUUCACCUGUUGUUGCUGAAAGGAACGGCACAGUAGCAGUUCCAGCUCAUAUGACAUUGAGAACAAAAGAUUGAUCAAGAUUGGAACUGCCCAUUUUUCCAGGUUUCGAAUGUCAUCUGCCUAAUUUCAUUGACAUAGUUUAUAAGGAAAGUCUUAUAAGAAACUAUGUUCUUCUCCUAUGGAUCCAUGAGGUCAUCAGUGAAUUUUCUACAUGCAACGUGGAAUCAAUCUGAUCUGCAGCUGAGCCUCUGCUUUUAUUUAUUAUUAAAUUCGUAUAAUAUGCUACUAAUUAGUGGAAAAUCUGAAGCUCAAAGAUGGGGAUAUUCCAGAGGACUAUAUUUGACAGACAUAAGAACUUACAAAUGCCUCAGAGAUUCC
Molecule: messenger RNA, 2304 nt
Organism: Sesamum indicum (sesame)
Lineage: Eukaryota; Viridiplantae; Streptophyta; Magnoliopsida; Lamiales; Pedaliaceae
Product: Major facilitator superfamily protein
Cellular component (GO): membrane
Source: RefSeq, a predicted model, not a curated record